Messenger RNA from Notechis scutatus (mainland tiger snake), 1589 nucleotides. NCBI's taxonomy places the organism in Eukaryota, Metazoa, Chordata, Lepidosauria, Squamata, Elapidae. The record is from RefSeq and is a predicted model, not a curated record.
ACAUGUAAGAUGGCGGUUCAUCACCGACAGACUACGGCGGGGCGGCAGAAAGUGCAGGUUUCUUAUGUAAUUAGAGAUGAGGUGGAGAAAUACAAUCGCAAUGGGGUAAAUGCAUUACAGCUGGAUCCAGCAUUGAACAGACUUUUUACUGCAGGUCGAGAUUCGAUCAUCAGAAUAUGGAGUGUAAACCAACACAAGCAAGACCCCUAUAUAGCAUCAAUGGAACAUCAUACAGAUUGGGUGAAUGAUACUGUACUUUGUUGCAAUGGCAAAACUUUGAUAUCUGCUUCAUCUGAUACUACUGUUAAAGUAUGGAAUGCACAUAAGGGGUUUUGCAUGUCAACCCUACGUACCCAUAAGGAUUAUGUGAAAGCUUUGGCCUAUGCAAAAGACAAAGAACUAGUAGCAUCUGCAGGACUGGACAGACAGAUAUUCCUCUGGGAUGUAAAUACACUAACUGCACUGACAGCCUCAAAUAACACAGUCACAACUUCUUCCCUUAGCGGAAACAAAGACUCAAUUUACAGUCUUGCUAUGAAUCAGAUGGGAACAGUAAUUGUAUCUGGGUCCACUGAAAAGGUUUUAAGGGUAUGGGACCCAAGAACCUGUGCAAAACUUAUGAAACUCAAGGGACACACAGACAAUGUUAAAGCUUUGCUAUUGAACAGAGAUGGUACACAGUGUCUGUCUGGCAGUUCUGAUGGAACUAUCCGACUCUGGUCACUUGGUCAGCAGAGAUGUAUAGCUACAUACAGAGUCCAUGAUGAAGGUGUAUGGGCACUUCAGGUCAAUGAAGGCUUCACUCAUGUUUAUUCAGGUGGAAGAGACAAAAAGAUAUAUUGUACAGAUUUACGAAACCCUGAUAUUCGUGUGCUUAUUUGUGAAGAAAAGGCACCAGUUCUUAAGAUGGAACUUGAUCGAUCGGCUGAUCCUCCUCCAGCACUGUGGGUUGCAACAACAAAGUCUUGUGUGAAUAAAUGGACUUUGAAAGGAAUCCAGAACGUUAGAGUAUCAGGUGAUUAUGACAAUGACUGUUCCAACCCCAUCACACCCCUGUGUACACAACCGGAUCAAGUUAUCAAAGGUGGUGCGAGUAUCAUUCAGUGCCACAUUCUCAAUGACAAACGACAUAUAUUAACCAAAGAUACAAACAACAAUGUGGCAUAUUGGGAUGUAUUGAAGGCAUGUAAAGUAGAAGACCUUGGAAAAAUGGACUUUGAAGAAGACAUUAAGAAAAGAUUUAAAAUGGUGUAUGUACCAAACUGGUUUUCAGUAGACUUAAAAACUGGGAUGUUAACUAUUACUUUAGAUGAGAGUGACUGCUUCACAGCUUGGGUUUCAGCCAAAGAUGCUGGGUUUAGCAGUGCAGAUGUAUCUGACCCAAAAUUGAACCUUGGGGGGCUUCUGCUGCAAGCUCUGUUAGAAUACUGGCCUAGGACACAUAUCAAUCCCAUGGAUGAAGAAGAAAAUGAGAUGAAUCAUGUGAAUGGUGAACAGGAGAACAGACUACAAAAAGGAAAUGGGUACUUCCAGGUGCCACCACACACACCAGUUAUUUUUGGGGAGGCUGGAGGACGCACUUUGUUUAG